AAUAAAAAAUAGUACAUCCAAAGUAUUUAUUUAAAAAUAUAAGCUAACACCUACCAGUUGGUUAGUAGACUCACGAGCAAUAGUGAGGAUCCCAUAUAUACAGGGUCUUUCUGAAACAUGUAGCAUGCUUACAGAGAGUGAUAGGCAGUUCGUACCAGUGUGGCUUUGUUAGCAUCACAUAAGGAAAUGCAACAUUGCAAGGCAUUGUAUUUUUGUACUCAUGUUUUUGUUAUUAGUGUGAUUGACGUUUAAUAUCUGCAGCCAGUGUAGAGUAGUUAUUUGUUCAUUUACCGUUGCAGGCUUGUAUUACGUAUGCAUGUAGGCAGUUGAAGUCUUAGAAGUGUGCCAAUGUGUCAGUCUUAUAAGUCAAUGCAGAAUAUUAUUAUUGCAUUAACGAAAGCCAUGGACACCAGCAACGAAAAUGGAAUUCAACGCCUGUAAGGAAUGUUUGGCACAAGCUACCUUAUUGGCGCAUCCUGCACCAAAUGCACCGUUGGCAGUUUUCUCUGAUGCUUCAGAUUUCACCAUAGGCGCAGUUCUGCAACAGCAAGUAAAUGGAUCCUGGCAACCACUAGCUUUCUUUUCGAGAAAACUUACUACGGCAGAACGAAAGUAUGCAGCCUACGAUAGGGAAUUGUUAGCGAUAUAAGAAGCCGUAAAGUAUUUUCGGCAUAUGGUUGAAGCUAGACAAUUCGCUAUUUUCACAGACCACCGACCAUUAACAUACGCAUUUAGGAAGAAAGAAAAGCAAUGCACACCUCGUCAAUUCAGGUAUUUAGACUUCAUUGGACAAUUUUCCACAGAUAUUCGCCAUGUUUCAGGAGACGUAAAUGUAGUGGUAGACGCUCUUUCCCGAAUUGACGAGGUGUCCAAGGAAUUAGAUCUAAAUGUAUUGGCAGCAGCGCUAAAGACAGACGAGGAAUUAAAAUCCCUUACUAGCGAAAACUCUACAUCUUUGCAACUGAAGAUGAUAAGAAUGCCAGAAACCGGCAUAUAGUUACUCUGUGACGUAUCAACUAGCAACGUUCGUCCUUUCGUAACACCUAAUUAUAGGCGCACAGUCUUCAAUUUAGUUCAUGGUCUCUCUCAUCCUGGAGUACGCACAACGGUCAAACUGGUAACACAGCGUUACGUUUGGCCUUCAAUAAAAAAGGACUGCAGAAAGUGGGCACAAGGUUGUGAAGCGUGUCAGCGAUCUAAAGUUACGCGCUAUACAAAAUCGCCAUCUGGUACCUUCGCAGCACCCUCAGGACGCUUUCAACACGUGCAUAUCGACAUUGUCGUUAUGCCCAUCUCAGAAGGUUUUAGGUAUUGCUUAACCUGUGUUGAUAGAUUCUCUCGUUGGCCGGAAGCUAUACCAAUGGAAGACCAAGAGGCCACCACCGUAGCGCGAACGUUCUUCUCGACCUGGAUUGCAAGAUUCGGCGUCCCACUGAAAGUUACCACAGACCAGGGAAGGCAAUUUGAAUCCCACCUGUUCAAGCAACUAAAUAUCUUGACUGGUACGGCCCAUUUUCGAACAUCCGCUUACCAUCCGCAGGCCAAUGGUCUUGUCGAACGCCUUCACCGACAGCUGAAAGGAGCGAUUAUGUGCCAUGCUGUUCCCCGUUGGACAGAAAUUCUUCCUGCAGUAAUGCUAGGAAUUCGUACUGCGUGGAAAGAUGACCUAAAAUCAUCAGCAGCAGAGAUGGUCUACGGAGAGCCAAUUCGAAUACCUGGAGAAUUCUUCGCUCCAACCAAUCCUGUAUGUAACGACGCACCAAUCAACUACGUACAGACAUUACGUCAAUACAUACAGCAACUACGUCCUACAGAUGGGUCAAAUCAUGGUAGGAGGUCAAUAUUUAUUUUCAAAGAGCUUUCCGACACGGAAAGCGUAUUUCUUCGUCGUGGUGGACCUAAAGGAUUAUUGCAACAACCGUACGAAGGUCCUUUCAAAGUUGUAGAAAGAUCCGACAAAACAUUUACCAACCAUCCACAAACAGCAAUUCUGUCAAGCAACCAUCAACCCGUUGUACACGUUCUGGAAGACGUGUCCGAUUCCCGGAUCGUCUACAAGUUUCGUGAUCUCAAUCACUGGCAGGGGGGUAUUGUGGCCGCGCAUACCUGCCCGCUGAUAUUUGACGAGAAGAUGCAGGCUAUCAUAAAGGAAUUGAAAGGAGGUAUAGCUGAUAAAGACGUGCGAACAGCAUUUAAGCGGGCGAUGACUGUCACCGUUACCAGGUCCUUCCAUGUGGUUAGCAAGACCAUCUGGAACCCUCUGGUGCGGGCGGGACCUAUCUAA
Molecule: messenger RNA, 2284 nt
Organism: Agrilus planipennis (emerald ash borer)
Lineage: Eukaryota; Metazoa; Arthropoda; Insecta; Coleoptera; Buprestidae
Exons: 4
Coding region: 1286-2284 (332 amino acids)
Biological process (GO): DNA integration
Molecular function (GO): nucleic acid binding
Source: RefSeq, a predicted model, not a curated record